CGCAGGAUACUCCCUCGUCAGCGAUGGCGAAUGCUUCGGCUUCAAUAAGGGUGCUUCUGACACUCUUCUUGCUUCCUGGUGUCCUUUUACAGUGUAAGCCGAGGGACUAUGGUGAGGGCAGCGUGGUUUGCGUCUGCGACACCUCGCACUGCGAUUUUCUCGGCCCCGUUCGACCGGAGCAACCCGGGGUGGUUGCCGCCUACGAGAGCAACAAGGCGGGAAAAAGGUUCGACAAGGUCACUCUCAGGCUCAGCUUCGACGAACCGGGAAUGCCGAACGAAGCUGCCGACUUAGUGUCAGUGGUUAUUGAUUCUUCUAAGAAGUACCAGUCCAUUUUUGGCUUCGGAGGAGCCUUCACCGAUGCAGCAGGAAUCAACCUACAGUCGCUCCCAGAGGAGCUACAGGAAGACAUACUGAAAUCUUACUACUCCAUUGAAGGGCUCUCCUACAACAUCGGCAGGGUUCCCAUGGCGAGUUGUGAUUUCUCGAUCCGCCUGUACACGUACAACGACGUGCCGGGAGACCUGGACAUGACGCACUUUGCGCUCACUACAGAAGACCUCUCGUUGAAGAUUCCUUAUAUUAAGAAGGCCAUAAGCAUGUCCAAAGAGGACGUCUGGAUCUUCGGAAGUCCCUGGAGUGGCCCUGCAUGGAUGAAGACUUCGGGAAAGCUGUACGGCGCCGGAACACUCAAGGGCAGUCCCGGGGGACCGUACUACAAGGCUUGGGCCAAGUACUUCGUAAGGUUCCUGCAGGAGUACGAGAAGAAUGGCAUCCGCCUGUGGGGCCUGACGGCCGAAAACGAACCCAACGAAGGCUUUACGCCCCACUACCCGUUCCAGUGCAUGGGCUUCACACCGUCCUCCCAGCGAGAUUUUAUCAAAAUGGACCUGGGACCGGCGCUUGCGGACGCCGGCUACGGGCCAGGAAACCUUACGCUGAUGAUCAUGGACGACAAUCGGAACCUCCUUCCAAACUGGGCCAACGUUGUUCUAGGGGACGCCGAUGCGGCCAAGUACGUCCAGGGUGUUGCAGUGCACUGGUACGCGGACGAAUUCGUCGGGCCUGGGGUACUGGACAAGACCCAUGACAACUUUCCCGACAAGUUCAUCCUGGCCACGGAGGCGUGCAAAGGCGAUAAGCCCUGGGACAAGGCGCAUGUUAUCCUCGGCAGUUGGGACCGGGCUGAAAACUACGCGCAUGACAUCCUGGAGGAUCUUCUACACUGGACCACGGGUUGGGUUGACUGGAACCUGGCCUUGGAUGUUGUAGGAGGUCCCAACUGGGUGAAGAACUUUGUCGACUCGCCCAUUAUUGUGAACGCCACUGGGCAGGAAUUCUUCAAGCAGCCGAUGUACUACGCGUUGGCGCAUUUCUCGAAGUUUCUUCCACGAGGAAGCGUCAGGAUAGAUUCGAGGCUGGCCGGUGAACAGCGUGGGAAACUUGAAUUCGGGGCCUUCAAGACACCCGAAAACGCCACCGUCUUCAUCGUGCUGAAUACGGACACGCAAGCACACAACAUUAGCGUGCGGGAUGUUUCGAAGAAAGACGCCAUAUUUACAUCUUCUAUCACGGAGCGCUCCAUCCGCUCCUUCAUCUGGUGGUAGCCAUCACGAACAAGCAGCCUCCUCGACCUUCUCGACCAUUACGACCACUGAUAAAAAAAAAAACAAAAAAAAACACUUUUUUUUUUUUUUUUUGCUGUUAAUAAUAUUAUCGCGCCAUAAUGGUGGCCAUUCUCAAGCCAGAAUCACAAUGCUCAUACGAGUGUCACUCGGACAUCGUAUAAUAUCAGCAGACAAGAUAACAUAAUUAUCGACGGAUGUAGCUCACCACAUUGGAGGCGUGCUUGUUUCAUAAGAAUGUAUGGUUCGAACAUGUCUAAACAUAUUUGUUUAUGACCCGUGUGUCAGGACUGUUAUACAAGGGGGAAACACGCCUUAGACAUUGUCUGAAGACUGUAUUUUGUUCGUUUUAUUAGCAUCACAGACGCUUUGCACACGGACCAUAUUACAGCCGCCAUUACUGGCCUUCUCUCGUCUUACCAAGAUGCCGAGCCACUGAAGCGGGCUUUCACGAACCCCAUCCUUGUCGCCAAUGUAAUGACUGACGCCGACUCCCAGUAAAUCAGUCAUAUUUACACUCGUAUGACAGAUGACCCCCAGCGUCAUACACUGGUUCCGUUCUAAACCAGGCCUCUUCUUCAUCGCCCUCGCGGCUUGACUACCAGCAGGGUGCAAGACGGAUUGAUGAUCAUCACACUCCACAAAGGUCAAUGCUGGGGAGAAAGACGCACGUUUUCAUCUGAAAUGGCAAUAAACUUUCCUGCCGUGGUAAGGAUGGAGCGAAGUGAUCAAAAUAAGAAAAAACAAAAACUGAAGGUCGGUUGUGGCGGCGCCCAUUCACAGAUGCUGCAGAGCGCCUACGGUCCGCACCUCCUGUAUACAUCACGCCAUUGUUAAACAAGUCCUCGGGCCAGCGUGCGAUCUCCU
Ixodes scapularis (black-legged tick) is the source of this 2492-nucleotide messenger RNA. RefSeq names its product lysosomal acid glucosylceramidase-like. Gene Ontology annotation, biological process: glucosylceramide catabolic process. Bases 24 to 1607 code for a protein of 527 amino acids. Lineage: Eukaryota; Metazoa; Arthropoda; Arachnida; Ixodida; Ixodidae. The transcript has 10 exons. The record is from RefSeq and is a predicted model, not a curated record. Gene Ontology annotation, molecular function: glucosylceramidase activity.